AUGACCCUCCGUCCUCUCCCCAUGGACCUCUCCUCCCUCGAAGGACCACCCAUUGCCGACCCCAGAUUCACCAUGUCCAUCCCGCAAAUCCACCUCGACCACGCCCUCUUCGCCACGCCACACCCCGAGCCCGAGCCCGAGCAAAGGCUACGGGCCAGCUACCUCCCGCAACGGCCCGCAUCAGCCGACGCUCUCGCCCACCCCCGCCAGAAACACCGGCACCAGCACCGACAAAGAAACCAACCCCACCUCACCCUCGACACAAACACCUCCCGCCACAGCUACACGCCCACAACCACCUACAACAACGCCUACGCCUACGCCCGCGCCCGCGCCCACGCCCACGCCCACGCCCCCAGCUCCCAACACACCCACCACCCGGCCCGCGCACCACGCCGCCUCACCUGGAUCGAAAGCGAGAGCAUCUGGAUCAUCACCAGCGCAGGCGCCUCGCCGUCCUCACCGUCCUCGACCUGGGGCGACGUCAACUGGGCCGCGGCGAGCCGCCGGCCGCCCGUGCUGACGCACUCGCGCUCCAUGGACCUAUCGCUGAGGCAGACGCAGGCGGUGGAGGAAGUCCCGCCGCCGUAUGAGCGGCAUUAUUUCGAUCGGCCGCUGGGAGGGCAGAUGCUGGCUGUGGGAGGCUCUGAUUCUGAUUCUGGUUCUACUUUCCUCUAUGCGGAUGUGGAUGUGCGGGGGGAGUACCGCGAUGGGACUGCCGAAUGGCCAGGCUCGGUGGGAGGGGAGGGGAGGGGGUCGCGGUGGACGGAGAUCGCGAGGCGGAUGAACCGGAGUCCGUUUGGAUGA
Molecule: messenger RNA, 807 nt
Organism: Aspergillus clavatus NRRL 1
Lineage: Eukaryota; Fungi; Ascomycota; Eurotiomycetes; Eurotiales; Aspergillaceae
Exons: 1
Coding region: 1-807 (268 amino acids)
Source: RefSeq, a predicted model, not a curated record